This is a messenger RNA of Ylistrum balloti, 5024 nucleotides long. Its product is annotated as vesicle transport protein SFT2B-like. Lineage: Eukaryota; Metazoa; Mollusca; Bivalvia; Pectinida; Pectinidae. Gene Ontology annotation, cellular component: membrane. Gene Ontology annotation, biological process: vesicle-mediated transport. Bases 39 to 521 code for a protein of 160 amino acids. The transcript is spliced from 7 exons. The record is from RefSeq and is a predicted model, not a curated record.
UCAUUUAGCAAGUUCGUCAAACAAUUCUUUUAGACAAAAUGGACAAACUAAAGAAAGUGCUCAGUGGAAACGACGAAGAUGAGGAAGAGGGUAUUGUUACGCAGAUAAGCAACAGCACAACUCUUAGCUGGUCUACAAGGAUCAAGGGCUUCAUUGUGUGCUUUGUUCUUGGAGUAUGCUUAUCUAUCCUGGGAAGCUGUUUACUUUUCCUGAAAGAUGGUCUGGUCAUAUUUGCAGUAUUAUACACAUUUGGAAAUGUAUUGUCUUUAGCAAGCACAUGCUUCCUUAUGGGACCAGUGAAUCAACUAAAAAAGAUGUUUGCUAAAACCAGAGUAAUAGCAACAUUACUUGUAAUUGUAAUGUUUAUUUUGACACUCGUGUGUGCAUUUGCUUUGAAAAAUACAGCUUUGGCCAUUGUAUGCUGUGUGUUACAGUUUCUGGCUUUAACUUGGUAUUCAUUAUCCUACAUCCCAUUUGCAAGAGAUGCAGUUAAGAAGUGUUUUGGUGCAUGCUUGGAAUAGAGUGCCACAGUUUAAAUAACAAUCACAGAUAGGUACAGAGUGCUACAGUUCACCAUUAUCAAGUCAACAACCAUCAGCAUGUUUGACAUGGUAAAAGUAUAUAUUUAUUCAGUUUGUAAAUGUGUAUGUAUGGGUAUAAAAGAAAUCUGAUAUCUAUUGAGACUGUUCUGUUUUGUGAUUGGUUAUUUUGUUAACAUGAACAACAUUAGUGAAUCCAUGAUACUAGCUAUUAAAUCACAAAUUUUCAAAACACUUACAUGUAGUCCGAUUCCUGUAGAGAUUCUGGUGUACAGAUUUUGGCCAUCCAACACUAACACAUUUUAAGUGAUGUACAGAUUAAGACUAUUCUGAGGACAAAUACACUAUUCAUGUAUAAAUUCUUGACCAUGAAAUCUAAAUACAAUUUUUUUUGUAAAUAUGAUUUCUUGAUUGUAUGUUAAUGUUUAACUCUGAAAGAGCAUUGUUAAUGAUUGAAAUAUAUUAUUUUUGUUAAACUCUGUAUUCUGCUAAGAUUUUAGCUGCAGAUAUGUUCCAUUAAUUAAAUUAUAUGCUACAAAUAUGUUCAGUUGAAACGAUUUGAAGAUGUUACUUCUAGACUGCCUAUUCAGGUUCAGAUUUAUUCUGUUUUAUACUUUCAGAGUGUAUUAUAGUUGUUGUAUGUUAGAAGAUGUAAAGCUUAUAACAUUUAAUACUGGUAUAUUUGUAAGAGUUGGUGCUGGCUUAAUGCUGAUUGUUGUGCCUCCAUGUAUUGCUAAGAAUUCAGGUAUCAGUAUGUUUUAUACCGCCGUUCCCUGCAAAGUCAUCGGUUAUCAAUCUCAGCAAAAAUUUGUAUAAAUGAUUGUUAUAUCUUGUAUUUGUGCAUCUCGAUCUUAUCCUAAUGUUUUGACCAAUGCAGGUUUAUAUUUUUUCCCUAAAAGUUUCUAUGUCCAUGGGUUUUUUUUUGAGGAAAUGUGGAGCACUUGCAAAUGUAUAAGUUAUCAAUGGGGUGAUAGUUCUUGUAUUGAAAAAAAAUAUUUGUGACACUUCAUAUGGAUGCCAUAUUAUGUAAAUCUAAGUAAUGUGCACUUUGUCAAAUGAUUACUUAAAAAUUAUUACUGGGUAAUAUUGGUUUUGGGACAUUUUUCUAUUUCAAGUAAUUCUCAUUUGGUUUAAUUUUCAUACCUUUUUAUCUGAAAGAUAAAGUCUUGAUAUUAAGAAAUAAUUAGACAUUAAUACAUUGCACAUUGUGGGGUUUAUGUAGCAUGAAACAAGCCCAUUUAAAGUUUAGAGAUCUGAGGAAAUAUUUUAAGUUGUUUAAAAAGUUAUCAGGAGAUGCUUAAAAUUUUUCCUAAAGUUAUAGAGAUCGAAAGAUGUAAUGGACUAUUGCUCUUAUGGUCUGACAAUGAUUCUACCAUAUUAAGGACUAGAAAGGUAACACAUAUAUCUAAUGCUCAAAAGAACUUUUUUUUGCCUGCUUGUAUGACAUCCUCGAUUAAAGCUUAAAUCUUUAAGUUUUUUAUAUGAAUAUAUCAUUCUUGUACAGAUUUUGGGGCCAAAACCAUUUUCAAUAUUUGUUAUAUCUUUUGAUCAUUGGAACAAAGUAUGCUGUUUAAACAUAUACAUUUAGUUACAGUAUUCCUUUAUUUACAAAUGUCUUAACUAAACAGCCUAUUUUACAUUUGCAUGUAUUUUUCAGUAGUUUAAUUCUUGUAGAAUAUUUGGUUUCUACAGAGCAAAAAUAUUUCUAUAACCCAAGUUUCCACUCAAUAUUUUUUUUCUACCUGUUGUAAUGAACAAGAGAUUUUUAUCAAAACCCAGACUAAACUUCUUAUUCUUAAUCAUUUUAAACAGUAAAAAUGAACACAAUUAGCAGCGGAUAGAUGCACAAAAUUACAGUACUGUAUUUGAGGAAUAUUACUGCAGUUUAACAUUUGUCAAUUUUGUCCUUUUGUUAACAAAGUGCAAAGAGAAAAGUUGGGCAAAUGCUUUAUUUUAGCUAGAAUAUAUUGUUUUUAUAUGUUAAGUUUUUAAAUCUGACUAAAAUGAUCAUUUUAAUGAAAAGAUGAACAGACGUCUAGGCAAAUGUUUCCCCACUGUAUAGUAGUUAGCUUAUCAAAUUAAUCAUUAGUACUUACUGAAUAUAAGCUUACUGUAAAGAUGACAGGAUUUUCAAACAUUACUUUAGAAAUAUUCUCAUUUGAGAUUUGUCAUGGAUUAAUGUAAUUUUCUAAUUUAGCAUUUGUACAUUUGUUUUUCUUGAUCUACCUUACAGAGAUUAAGUUGUAUUUUUCUAUGGAAUGGUUUCUUUGUAAUAUGUACAAUUAUGUGAAUUGCCUUACAUUAAAGAUACAUAUUUUUUUAGCAUAUAAAAUUGACCAUUAAAAUUCAACAAUUAUUGGUUUGCUGUAGAAGAAAUUUGGUAAAUGGAAGAAAAUAUUUGUCAUGACUAGCCUUUCGCUCGACAUUUUUGUUACGGUUGUGACUUAUUGGAAUAGAAGUUUUACGGUUUUCUUUAUAUUUUGAAAAAUCAAAAUGAAAAUAGAGAUAUUUUUCAAAAGUGAAGUGUGAUAUUCAAAGUGUCGGCAAACUCUGAUGUUGGUUUGAGUCAAUUUCUAGACAUUGUUUAUUUUCUUUAAAGGUUUUGGUGCCUUAAUUGAAAAAAAGCUUUUCAAAAUGUUACAUUUUAUCAAAAGGGGUACAACUCUUGCCAUCAGAUUGUUUAAUGUUAUUUUUCUAUAUACUGUGUGUUGUUCAAUGUCUUUAGUAAUAAUAAUUGGUUUUUGAGUGAUUAUAUAGCUUAAAUUAUAGCAGAGAUAAAUAUUAAAAUUCCAAAAAGUUCUGCUUUUAAAAUAUACUGUUCCUGGUACAUGUAUCCCUUGUAAGCCCUUAGAAUAAGGGUAUAUCUUGGUAAAAUUAAAGAGUCAAGACACGGUAUUGGAUUCUGGAUGUGAAAAAGUGACUCGGAAACUAUUGUAUGAAGAUACCUAUGUCUUGAAGGUUUGCUGACAUCAAUAGUCAAUAACCUUAAAAAUCUGUCUUUUUGCUUCUUUAGUAAACAUCGUACAUGAUUAGGUGAUCGGUUUCAUACACCAUAUAUCUUAAAAGCAUUUUUGAUUCUGUACCUCCAGAAUCCAAGGGUUCAUACAUGUAGUAGAUGUGAUGACAAGCACGGAAUCCUCGGAAUUCUAAGAUAGAAGAUUGAAGGCAUCUGUUGGGAGAUAUUAUCAAUAUCAAAUCUACUUCUACCUCUCAAUUGAAAUUUACCUAGCAUUCCUUACGUUGUUUGUUGGUAAAGAGAUGGAAAGUGCCUCCCACCUUUCUUAUUAGUAUAAGACAAAGCUAUAUUUAUAAGAUACAAACACAUACACUUUUUGUAUCACAUCUUGUCAGAAAGCAUUAAAAUGAUAGUGAUUAUUCUGUAAAAUGUUGGUUUUUGUGAAGGUAUUGUAUAUAGUCUGACAGCUUAAUUGACACCUGCAGUUUUGUAAACAGAUUUUCAAGUCAAGAUAGGGAAUUAUCUUAUGUAGAAAUGUGAACAAUACCUGUUAUUUACAGGGUUAUUUAUUCAGCUCAUGAAAUGUAGGAAAUUAGAUGGUCCUUUGUAGAGAAAUAUUAUCCUUCUGACAUGGGGAAGGAGAGAAGGUUUACAAAUUACAGUCAUUCUGAGGCAGGAUCAUCUGCAGUACAUGUAACUGUGGUUCACUUAGUGUCAUGUGGGAAUCAGUCACAUGCCUAGAACACUGUAGAAAGGCAGGUUCUAUAUAUAGCAUUGAUGAUAAUUGGAAACAUGGACUUAUAUAACUUUCAAAACUCUGUGUACAUUUAAAAAAUAGAUGAUCUGUUGGAUGUUGGUAACAGUAAUCUAGAACAACAAAACAAAUAACUUUAACAAGUAUGAUUGGAUUGACUGAGUAAAAUAGAACAAUUUAGAGGUGUUAUGAGGUUGCUAUUUUUUUACCUGAUGUGCUUGAUACAAUGAAAAAAUAACCGAAGCAUUAUACUCCUUAAGUAUGAAUGCAUUAAAUAGAAUUUAUUCAGAAUUAAUCCAUUGUCUUUUUACAUCCCAAAAUGGAAUACAUUCUAAUAGAGAAUUGAUAGAAAACAUUCUAACUCUAAUACAAAGAUAAUUAGCUUUAUAAGUAUCUGGAAAGAUCUUGGAUAUAUUCAGUGUCAAAACUGAUAUAUUUAUCUAGAUACUGAACAGUAAAUGUUAAGCUAACAUGAAGAUACACACAUGGACUUGCAGAUACCAGGUAUGUCUCUAAUCAAAAUUUGGUUCAGAUUCUGUCUCAUUUCUACGCAGAAUUUACAAUGCAAAAGUUGGUCAAAGACUUGUGGACCAGUGCAUCGAUAUUUCUGUACGUUUGUACACCUAGAUAGGGCAUCAGAUGAACUAAUGCUGGUAUCUUUGGACUUGUUAUGGAGUAACUCUACGACUACUAGCGGUUAAUGAAAUGUAGUUAUUUAUGUAAAUUGCAUCCAUUAAAUAUACAACAUGUCCAUAUUUGUAUGUAUGAUGAAAUA